Molecule: messenger RNA, 2009 nt
Organism: Misgurnus anguillicaudatus (oriental weatherfish)
Lineage: Eukaryota; Metazoa; Chordata; Actinopteri; Cypriniformes; Cobitidae
Source: RefSeq, a predicted model, not a curated record
CGAAUGUAAUGCCCAGUUAACUUAAAAAAACCUGGCUUGAUGAUAUAUGCAGCCUGCAUAUGUGACCUUCCAAAGUUUCAGCAUUCGGAUUGAGAAACGGCCAAUGUGAUGGAAGAAUCAAAGCUUUACAAAGCUUCGAAACAAUUGAACCAAUUGCUUCGGAAAACGAUUCACUGUAUCGACGUUCUCAUAUGGCGCCACCCUUUUGGUGAAACGUUGUAAAAGAUCUCAGUCCAAACAUUUUACACGUUUUACAAAAUAAUUGCAAAUGUUUUUCUAAAAAUAUGUUUUUAAGAAAAUGGUAUUGUUUGACUAAAUUAAGUAAAGUGUACUCUAGUUUUAUUUAUGGCAAACAGAAGUCUAUCUAUUAAUUAUGUACAGGUUUGUAAUUAAAUCUGUCUAUAAACAAAAAGUAGGCAAAACUGUAGUUAUCAGUCUGAAUGUUUUAUAUCUGAAGGUUUUAUAUAAAACUGACCCGAGUUCACCUUAAAGCUGCGGUUGGCAACUUAUUUGAUCAUAUUCACUGAAACCAACACUAUGCUCCGAUAGAACAACAUAAAUUAGACUGUUUAUGACACUGGUUAAUGGUUUCUCCGUGAUCAACUCCUCCUAGUGGUGAAACGUUUCGAAACAGUUAUGACGUAAUGAAGCUUCGCUUGCUAAAAAUCACGUGAUCUGGCCAGUUUGAUACACACUUCGAACCAAUGAUUCAAAACAAAAGAUUCGUAAAUGUUUUCGACUCGGGCGUAUGAAUCAGUAUUUCGAAAUCGCCCAUCACUGCGGACAGUUCAAAACAUUGAAGUUUAUUUUUGUUCAUUAGAAUGGCAGAAGAUCAUAAUGUUCAUGCUUUCCUCAUCAUUCUUCUCAUCUCUAUCACAGGGUUCAGUACUGAAGACACUGUGUUUGUGAAGACAGGAGCUUCUGUUCAACUGAAUAUACAAAGAGAUAAACUACCUGAUGAGUUUGAUGAGAUGACCUGGGAAAAUGACAAAUCUGAGAAUGUUGUGAAAUACAUGUUAAAAGAAGUUAGACCUCAUCCUUCUUACAAGGACAGAGUGGAUUUCAAUACUGAAAGUUUCUCUCUAACACUGAAGAACAUGAAGAAGACAGACAGUGGAGUUUACAGAGCAAUAGCAUAUGGAGAAUCAAAAACACUUAUUGCUAAACACAGAGUAUCUGUUAUAGAUGCAGUGAAGACUCCUGAGCUGACUGUCAUCUCUUACCCGAGCAGUGACUCCUGUACUGUAAACUUCACAUGUAGAGCUCAUAAUCUCACACUUCACUCCACUUAUAAUAAUGAUAACUGCUCUCCAGAGGAAGUGACAUCACAUGAAAAGUUCACUCUCAUCCUGAUCUGUAGUAAUGAAUCCAUCAUCUGUAACCAUAGCAACCCUAUCAGCUGGAAAACAGAUAGAAUAGACAUUAAACAGCUUUGUAAAGGGAAUGAAAGUUCAGCCCAUCGUCCCAGUCAGAGCAAUACUGUGUUUAUUGUGAUGCUUGUGGUUUUUGUACUGUUGCUGCAAGAAUAUGCAGUGAAGACUCCUGAGCUGACUGUCAUCUCUGACCCGAGCAUUGACUCCUGUACUGUAAACUUCACAUGUAGAGCUCAUGACCUCACACUUUACUCCACUUAUAAUAAUGAUAACUGCUCUCCAGAGGAAGUGACAUCACAUGAUAACUUUACUCUAAUCCUGAUCUGUAGUAAUGAAUCCAUCAUCUGUAACCAUAGCAACCCUAUCAGCUGGAAAACAGACAGAAUAGACAUUAAACAGCUUUGUAAAGGGAAUGAAGGACCAAAUCUAUUGUCCCCCAGUCAAACGGAUAGUGUGUUCAGUAUUUGGAUGCUUGUGUUUGUUGUUGGAGUGAUUGUGUUUUGUUGUUUGGUCCCUUAUUGUUGCUGCAGAAAUAAAAAAAUCUCCCCCGUGUGCGAUGAGCUGGUUAAGGCAGUGACUCUUGCAGUGGUUCAGCUUGUCAUGGACUUGCACUCGUCCCCAGAGCCGUUUGGAUGA